Messenger RNA from Meloidogyne enterolobii, 2307 nucleotides. Lineage: Eukaryota; Metazoa; Nematoda; Chromadorea; Rhabditida; Meloidogynidae. The record is from the annotation of a GenBank genome assembly.
AUGAAAAAAGCAAAAGAAUUAAAAGGGGAAAGUGAAAAGGCUGAAAUCGAAAGAAUGCGGGAACUUGCAUUAGUUGAAGAAGAAUUGAGACAAAAAGAGGGAACGACUGAAGGAAUUGAAUUAACAACUAUUUUACCUAAAAUUAAUGAAGACGAUGAGAAAAAAUCAAAUGACUCGCAAAACAAAAAACCAAUGACUUUUGAAGAGUCUAAAGGAAUGCAUCAAGUAGAGCCUUCACCAAAUGCUGGGGAUGCUGUUGAUGAUUCUGAAAGUAGUGCUGAUGAUCCAUUCCAAACAUCCACAGCAACUUUUGAAGACGAGACAGAACAUGAAACUAUUCAUGAAACAAUGCAUGUUCAUGCACCAAUUAAUCAAAGCAAUGAGCAAAUGAAAGAAAAAGAAGAAUUUUCAUUAACAGAUUUUGCAACUCAAUCAAAAGAAAUAAAAAAUAAAGAAAUGACUGAACCUCCAUUUAUUGAGGCAAAUCCUGAAGAUAAAUCAAAAAUUGAAGAGAAAGUUGAUGAAUCGAAAGAAAUAAAAACUCCAGAAAAUCCUUCAGAAUCGACAGAAUCUAAAGUUGAAGGAGCACAUCCAAUUUCGUUUAUGGAACCAUCUAGCACUUCACAAAAUCCAUUGUCAACAUUACAAAUGUCUACAACAGAAGAGCCAACAAUUAUGGUUGGAGAUAAAUCAGUUUUUGAAGGUGGAGAAGAUAUUGGGUUACCUGCACCUGAAAAGGCGCAAAUUCAUCAUAUGAGUAGUGAAAAUGGAGAAAUGAUUAAUAAAGAAGAAAAGAAAGAAGAAAUGGUCGAAGAAUCUUCUAAACCUCCACCAUCAAUUAAUGUUGGUAAUACUGAAAAUAAAGAAGAAAAUGUUGGAAGUUUUGUUUUAUCCAAAGAAGAAAUGGAAGAAUUAAAAAUAACAACAAAAGAACCUAUUGAAGAAGAAAAAGGAGGAGAGAAUGUUAACGGUAAAAUGUCAACAAUCCCAGAAAAGCCUUUGGAAAAUGAAGGAAAAAUAAUUGGUGGAAUUGAACCUGAUACUAGUGGUGUUGUUGUUGUUGAUAAUUCUACAACAACAUUAUUUACUUCAACUGAAAGAAUUUUAAUUACACAAGAGAAUAUAGAAAAUGAGACAAACAAUCAAAGUUUCGAUGAUUCUGUUAAAUCUACAAAAACUUUAACGACAACAAUAUCAACAAUAAAUGACGAAGAAAAAGGAGAAGAAAGGAAUGAUGACGGUGAAAGUAAGACAUUUGAUGAGAAUAUUGAUACAUCGACACCAAAAAGAGGUGAUCUUCCUGGUGAGAAUGGGGAAACAACGGUAACUGCUGUUGAAACUGAAGUUGAGGUUACGACUGAAAUGGUCGAAAAGAAGCCUUUCGUUGCUCCAAAUGAAACUUCUGAUGAUGGUGACAGUAAUCAUAUUAUUGGAGAAAAAGUUGAAACAACUGAAUUACCUCUUAUUACAUCAACAUUAAAUCCUGAACAAGUAGAAAAAGCCAAACAAAAUGCCUUCCAUACUUCUUUCUCUAUUCGCUUUCCUGAAAUUGAAUGGAGGUCUGAAUUUUCUGAUCUUUCAAGUGGGGCAGCUAAAAAGCUUAUCGAACAAAUUAUGGAAGAUUUAAAAAUGGUUUUAUCAAAAGCUUUGAGUCCAUCAAAUUCUUUAUUGGAUGUCAAUAUUUCUAAUCUUCGAAUGGGUUCAGUUUUGGUUGAGGGUGAAAUUUUGACAACUGAAGAAGUAACAGAGCCACAAACAUUGUCAGCUGCAUUGGAACAAGCAAUUCUUUCAAAAGGAGGGGAAUUGGGAGGAAAUUCAGUUGAUACGGAUAAAUUACAAAUUGGUGGGCAUUUGCCUAAUGCUGGGAUGACAUUAAAUAAUAAUGGUAUUUCUCCUUCUUUAUCUGAUGGACAACAAAAAAGAGACGAAGAAAAUAAUAAUGCUACAAAUACUGGGUUAAUUAUUGGCGCUGCAGUUGUUGUUGGUGUUUUAAUUAUUGUUUUUGCCGUUUUUGCAAUUGUUGUUUUUGGAUUAAAUAAUCGAAGAAGUGGUAGAGGUUCUAUGAAAUUAUCUGGUCGUGGAGGUGGAGGAAAGAAAAGGGAAGAAAUUUCUAUGGUAGAAAAUGGAAAUGGGGCUUUUGGUCAAAGGCGUUUUGUUUCGGCGAAUGAUGUAGUUGGUGGUGGUGGUGAUUCUCAUAAUUCUCGUCAGGGAGAUGGAGUUAGUUUAACUGCUUUGAGAAGCACAAAUGGAGGAGCUGGAUCACAAUUUACCUCUCCAACAAAUGGUUAUGGAACAAACAGGCAUUGA